This is a messenger RNA of Penaeus monodon (black tiger shrimp), 639 nucleotides long. RefSeq lists its product as uncharacterized. The transcript is spliced from 5 exons. Bases 1 to 639 code for a protein of 212 amino acids. NCBI's taxonomy places the organism in Eukaryota, Metazoa, Arthropoda, Malacostraca, Decapoda, Penaeidae. The record is from RefSeq and is a predicted model, not a curated record.
AUGAGUGGCCUUGAUGAAACCCCCUGCACCAUGGAGCCCAUACCACCCGCAGGAGCCUUCGUGAAAGUGACGGAAAGUAUGUACCGCGUGUACCACUGCCCCGAAGGCUACGGCUUUGACAACGGAGACCCAUGGUUCCUCAUAAAGUGCGAGAGCGGCAUGUGGAAGAGUAGCUCCUACAAGCCGUACUGCCUCGCCUCUCCAGUGGUUACCAUGAACCACGAGACUGCCAUGGUCACCACUAACGCCAUGGCGACCGUGGACUCUUGGAGCGGGAUGACUACUCAUAACCCUGGGACGACCACCGCUUCGCCAACGAAUGCCAUGUGGCCCCGCGACACAAGCCCCGCUAUGCCAAACACUUUAACAACCAACACAACUGCAGCAACCAUAGCGCCGAGGGAGAACGCAACGGUAGGACUCAUGAGCAACCAUCCACUCCAGUAUCGUGAUCACUUCGAUGAGCAUUGGCUGUCACCCCAACGAUACAUGUGUUCUAGUAGGUGCGACAGGAGAGUGCAGGGACACCAAGAGCUCAGCAAAUGUAGAUCUUCCAUUUGUGAGGUUGAAGUGUUCAAUUUGCCUCUUAAAGUGGAUGUUUUUGUUGGUCCUGUGCGAUCCUUUGGUUUGAGAUUUUGA